This is a messenger RNA of Xiphophorus hellerii (green swordtail), 5553 nucleotides long. RefSeq names its product dehydrogenase/reductase SDR family member on chromosome X-like. The record is from RefSeq and is a predicted model, not a curated record. The coding region runs from base 794 to 1774 and encodes 326 amino acids. The transcript is spliced from 8 exons. NCBI's taxonomy places the organism in Eukaryota, Metazoa, Chordata, Actinopteri, Cyprinodontiformes, Poeciliidae.
UGCAGCAGGCAGCUCGGUGCGCAACUUUUUCAUUCAGCACGCACUAACACGUCUCUGUCAGCCGGCGCAUCGUUAAUAAAAUGUGUGUGAAAUGUGCGUUUCUCUUUGACUGAACCGUGAGCUGGCUGUUUCCACUUUUGUCUCCUUGGCUCGUUUUUUUCUUUUGAUGUGCGACAAGCCGCGGGAAAGAUUGUAUCUAGGAAGAGACAGCUCACUACUACGCCACCUCUAGCGAGGGAAGCCCCCCACGCGUUGCGCGCCUGGAUCACCGGGGGUUUACAUUUAUAUAUUUAUAUUCAGGUUCUCUCACCCGGCUGCGCGUGUGCACGCGCGCGGCGCACUUACACGUGCGUGUUCAAAAAGAAGCCCUCGGACUCCGUCCUCAACAGUUGCCACCAGAAGGAGGGAGAGAGAGGGAGACGGCAGACUGAGGACCGGACGGACGCCGCUCUGCCCGGCUCUGCUCCUGACAUGCAGUCGCUCAUUUCUCCGGUGACCAAAGCCAUCCUAGUUGCGCUCUUCAUCUUCGCCAUCCUGCUGAUCCUCUAUGUGAUCCUCUGGUACAUCUGUAGGGACGUGGACUGCGACCACGGAAUUUGAGGAUUCCGUUAAAGCGUGGAAAUAACGGGAAAUCAACAAUGGGGCGCACAGAGGAGCCCAAAGAGUCCUGUCUCAUCCCAAUUGCAAGGAGGCGAGGAUGCCCAGACGCCGUAUUGGAAUGUGUCCCACAGGCUUGCAUCGCUCUGCCUGUCUAGACUGACUGAUUCUGCUGCUUUUGCACACCCUGCCAAGGAUGUGGGCUGCCCUUCGGUUUCGUCUUCUACCUGCUAUCAAGGUGUACCUGCUUGGCUUUAAGGUCCUGCUGGAUCAGCUACUAAACAAACCUUUAAAACUUCCAGUGAUGCCCAGACAAGAUGGCAAGGUUGCCAUAGUGACAGGAGGAGGCAGGGGAAUCGGCUAUGAGGUGGUCCGGCAUUUGGCCAGAUUGGGAGCACAUGUUAUCAUAGGUGGAAGGGAUGAGCAGAGGGGUCUUGCUGCCAUCAAAAGGAUUUGUGAAGAGGACAAGCAGGCCAGAGUGGAGUUUGAGAAAUUGGACCUUGCUUCAUUGCAGUCAAUCCAACAAUUUGCUGACAGCUUCAAGAAGAGGAACCUGCCACUCAAUAUUUUGGUAAAUAAUGCCGGUGUGAUGCUGGUUCCCGAGGGCCGAACUGAGGAUGGGUUUGAGCAGCACUUUGGUGUGAACUACCUAGGCCACUUUCUGUUGACCUGGCUCCUCCUGGAUGCACUGAAGGAUUCUGGGAAGUCUGGUCACGUCUCCUGUGUGGUCAAUGUUUCAUCGUCAGCUCAUUCAAUCGGGGAAAUCAGACUGAAUGACUUAAACAGCUGCCAACAUUAUUCACCUCAUGCUGCUUACUGUAGCAGUAAACUGGCCCAGGUGCUGUUCAGUUCCCACCUUCACCAGGAGAUGCAGAGAGAAGGUUGCCCAGUGGUUUCAUGUGCCGUGGAUCCGGGCAUGGUGGAUACGGCUUUAUAUAAACAUCUCUGCACACCCCUACAUUUGGCACGAAGUCUAAUUGCUCGGAUCCUGUUCAGGACUCCUGCAGAGGGCGCUGCCACUGUACUGUCAGCUACUUUUUCACCAGCCCUGGAUGAGGAUUCUGGCGGAGGCUACUGGGCCAACGGGCGAAGGGAGAUGACAACCCUGCCUACAUUUGACCCUCAGCUUCCAUUGAGUUUAUGGGAAAUCAGCCUCCAGUUGCUGGGAUUACAGUAACAUGGGACUCUAAAGAUGACUAAGAGGACUAAAUCUAUUUGAAAGCAUCACAUAAAGACCUUAAACUUGGGCUUACAUUAUUUCUGACCCUUUUUAAAAUUAUUUUCCAAAUCUUAUAUGAAGGUGUUGGUUGCACAGAUAGAACUGUGAUUGGUUGCGUAGGGUUUGGCAAGCUGUUGUUAUUAGACCUGCUUAUGAAGGGCUAGUGUGAAUAGAAUAUGUCUUUAUAUUAUGUUGCUUUAUUUAUAUUUCUUUCUAAUCAAACAAUAUGCAGACAUACAUAAAUUUGUGUCAUUCAGCAGAACCACUGAACAGAUUUCAGUAAUCAGUGAAUUUGUUCUUGGAUAUUAAUAACUGGCCAUCUAAAAAUUGCUAAAUCUAUCAGUUACAAGACUUUUUUUUUUCAACGAUCCAAAUGUUUGGGUUAAGUGAUGAUGAAAAGGUACACAUUAGUAAAAUUAAUGUUUGAAGUCUAGGAUGUACAGAAAAGUAACAACUACUGUUGUUAUCAAUACAUAAAUCCAUCUUUUUCACUCAAAGCACUUUAUUUUUUUCUCUCAUUCGCUCUUACUGUCUAAUAAGACAGGUUGUCAAGAUUUUGCUUACUUUAAAGACAUUGCUUAGCACCUAAAAAUGAUCUAGGAGGAUAUGUGAAGAAUCUCUUUCAACAGACUUGAACUUGGAACAAUUCUCCCUCAGUCUGUGAAUGAUUGAACAUUUGAAAAAUAAUAUAUUGCAAAGCCAGGGUUCCCAAAUGUUCCUUUUUCUCCAUCAGUUCAGACACAAAAAGGAGAAAUCAGUCAUCAGUUUUCCUUUUUGAUCUGUACCUGUUUUGCGUCGGGGACAAGUGUGCAGUAUGCACAGAAGUCUAGGAUGAACUCCUAUGGGCCCAAUAAAUGUUGAUGGGGAACAAAACAAUAACCGGUCUUGGAGGAAGGGGAAAAAGAGAAAGCACUUUUUCCGUUUUGGUUUUUUUCUAGCGCACAAACUGUGAUUGGUUCCCCACAGCUGCAGCUAAUGCCGCUUCCUUAUUUGGCGCCACUCCCAGUGCAUUGUGGGAUGGAAAAAUCUCCAUGAUGAGAAAAUAACUCUAUCUGGUGAGCUGACACAGACGCUCACUCGGAAAACACUGGAAGCAGCACAUCCAGGCGAAGGCUUAUCCAGCAAACAAACACAGCUGUCUCUCAUGCAGGGCUACACCCUCACACAAGAUGCGCCAUAAUGCCCUCUCCACUGUGAUUAAUGCAUUUUAGCAUUGAAGAUCAAACGUUUAUCUCAAAUUGACAUUCUUAGGCUAAAGUCUUUGCCAUUUAGAAGUCAACCUCUUAUCUUAAUUUGCUGUAUAUAAAGCAAUACUAUCACUGUGGUAGCUAAUUUAGCUGCUGGCAGACGCAGAGAAGUUCCCAAAUAUAUGAAUAAUUUGAAAUUUCUCUCUCUACAUGUACAAAGAUGUGUAAUGAAGAGAUUUUUAGUGUUAUGUUUUUUAGAGUAGCUACAUUUAAAGGUUUUGCCUUUUCUUAAGUAGGUGUCUGGAUCCGUUUAGGGAUGCAGCUCACAGUGUCUCCUCCAGAAAACUGUGAGGUCAAACCGAAUCUGUUACUCCUCCCUAAAUGAGAGCAUAGAUAACCUGCUCUGUCCUUUUCCUGUUAAUUUAUUUGGACAGCUAAAGGUAGGUGAAGGACUUCAUUUUACUGGCCUGUUGUUUUUGUAAAAGUCUAUCAGAUUUUUUUACUUAAACCCGACAAAGUUAUCCUGCAACUUCGUCUGUCAGCAAUUGUCUGCUUUCUACAAAACAAGAUGUCAUAAAAAGGGAUGGUCCAGUUUUAGAUUCAUAGUAAAGAAAUGUUUAAUUGUGAAGAUCAGGAGUCGUAGCACACAGAGAGGUCUGUAUAGUUUGUCCAGUGAUUAUAAUAACUGUUAGUAUGCACUGCUAUCCAAUCAUUUAAAAAAUAUAUUGUUUCAAAUCCAUCUGAACAGGAGAUCAGAUGGAAUCAAGGAGCACCAGGGUUUUCCUCCAAUUAAUAGAACAAAGGAACUCCCUCAAGCACGAAAGUUGCUGGUCAGCUGGCUGAAAGAAAACUCUGUUAUAGUUUUUACUUGCUUACAAGAAAGAUACAUUUGGCACAGAAUAUUUCUGUUAGUUAAAAAAAACACAGUCUUGAAGGUUGACUUUAAUCAAAGACAACAUUUGUCCUGCUUUGAUAUUUGUGAGAAGUUUAAGAGAACAGGCUGUUGCGAAACACUUGAGCAGACUUUCAGACCCUUUGCUUUGCUAUGUUCGUAGGUUUCUUUGCAAAUACAACAAAAUGUUGAGUUAUGAUGUGUUUGCAAUUUCUCCAAGUCCAAAUAUGAUUUAUUAAUAAUUUGAUUUGGAUAUACAAAUGCACCAGAAGUCCAGUAAAUGAGUUAUCUCCACCUUGACCAGUCACAACAGUUUUGUGUCAUUGCUUCAAGACAUCAGUAAUUCAAUUCUGAAGCAAGCAAAUCAUUAGAUGUUUUUUUUGUAGGUUAAUAAUUGUGUGAGGACUGACUACUCAAUGCCAGCAAUAUUUCUCAGUGUUUGGAUGAAUUUUGUUUUCUGCCUUCUCAGUGUUGUCACACAAUACUCGGAAACUGUUCGCCUCAAUGCUUCCUUGUUUGAUUCUGACUCCCUUAGGCUACUGGAGUAAAUAACACACAUAUUCCCACUGAAACAAAUGUGCUUGCUUCCUGUGACACAAAUGAAAAAACACCAGCUUACAACUCAGCUCUGCUCUUCUACAGAGUGCAAGGCUACAAAUGUGUGCUACAUCCUGUCAAAGAGCUAUCUAGUUUUUCUCAGUCCAGCUGCUGAACUAGGUGUAUUUAAAUGAGAGAGGAAUGAGGCGGAGGGGACCAAGAGCGCUUCGGACUCUUUUAUCUGAGCACAAGGUUAUCCAAAGAGUGAGCGUUUGACAGAGACAUGAACAAGCAAGUGAACUGUCUGAACUUAAACUGCAAAUUUAGAAAUGGAGCUAAAACGGCUCCAGUAAGUAUUUGUCAGUCGUUUCGUCUACGUGAUUAACAUGUCUUUGAUUAUUUAAACCACUGGAGGAGACCAGUGGAGGUGUGUGUAGAUUGAAAAUGCUUUAAUAGCCAUUCCUUUGACUGACCUGGGAUUACAUUUAUAUUAAAUGUUCUAGUCCCAUGUUUUGCAAAAUCCUAAAUGUGUAUAUGUAUAUGAAGAGCUGAGUAUUAAAGGGGAGCCAGAUGAACUGAGUCCUUACUUUGGGACAAAUAAAGUAUAAGAAAAUAUGUUUGUUCUCUCUGUUCACUUAAAGCAUGGAAACCUUGUACUUGUUCUAAGUCCAGGCUUGCAUUUUUGAGACUGAACAAAAAAAAUUUCCCACCACAGUCAUGGUAAAAACUCAGUUCAUCUCGGCCCUUUGAGGUUUUAAGAAAAUGUGUUUUACUUUUCUCAUAAUUUUUGCUGUUGUUGAGAUGCACAUAUUAUUGCUUUUUCUGUGCCUAAGAAAAAAAGAGCUCCCUCUUAUGUGACUGUGAAUUUUCUCAUGUAGAACUGAACUAGUAGUAACUAUGAUAACGUCUUGUCCCGUGCAUUGCCGUAAGUUUUUUCUCUCAAGAGCGUUCGGAUGGAGACUGUUUGGUUACGUGUGCCGGUAUGCGUGAGUAAGUGUUUGUUUAGUUAAGGGAAUUGAUGUCCAUGUUUCCUGUCUACGGUUGUAACAUUCCAGCAGCAGCCACCCCUAUUUUUUCUAUUAUCCAAAGUCUCUCAAUAAACAUAUCAUUGUGCCACUCGC